This is a messenger RNA of Pipra filicauda (Wire-tailed manakin), 1264 nucleotides long. RefSeq names its product milk fat globule EGF and factor V/VIII domain containing (gene MFGE8). Gene Ontology annotation, molecular function: calcium ion binding. NCBI's taxonomy places the organism in Eukaryota, Metazoa, Chordata, Aves, Passeriformes, Pipridae. The annotation marks the transcript as partial. The transcript has 8 exons. The record is from RefSeq and is a predicted model, not a curated record.
CACUGCCCGCCCCGAGCCCCGCGGCGAGCGGAGCGGAGCGGCUCGGUGGGGAUCGCACGGAUCGGCUCGGCGCGGCUCGGGACGCAACAUGAGGAUGGCGAGGUUGUUGCGACUGCUGUUGGCCCUGGCGCUGGGGCUCUCGCUGCUGCUGCUCGUGGCCGGUGACUUCUGCGAUGUGAACCACUGUCAGAAUGGGGGCACCUGCCUGACUGGGAUUAAUGAGGCCCCCUUCUUCUGCAUCUGCCCUGAGGGCUACGUUGGGAUUGACUGCAAUGAGACGGAGAAAGGCCCCUGCCACCCCAAUCCUUGCCACAACAAUGGCGAGUGCCAGCUGGUCCCAAACCGAGGGGACGUCUUCACUGACUACAUCUGCAAGUGCCCCACGGGGUACGAUGGGGUGCACUGCCAGAUCAACAAGAACGAGUGCUCCUCCCAACCUUGCAAAAAUGGAGGCACCUGCCUGGACCUGGAUGGUGACUACACCUGCAAGUGUCCUUCUCCAUUCUUGGGGAAGACCUGCCACGUCCGCUGUGCUGUUCUCCUGGGCAUGGAAGGAGGAGCCAUCUCUGAUGCCCAGCUCUCGGCAUCCUCUGUUUACUACGGCUUCCUCGGCCUCCAGCGCUGGGGACCAGAGCUUGCCCGCCUCAACAACCAUGGCAUUGUCAAUGCCUGGACCUCCAGCAACUAUGACAAGAGCCCCUGGAUCCAGGCCAACCUGCUGCGGAAGAUGCGGCUGAGCGGGAUCAUCACGCAGGGCGCGCGCCGCGUGGGGCAGCAGGAGUUCGUCCGCGCCUACAAAGUCGCCUACAGCCUGGAUGGGCGGGAGUUCACCUUCUUCAAGGAUGAGAAGCUGGAUGUAGACAAGGUUUUUGAGGGGAACAUGGACUAUGGCACCAUGAAGACCAACAUGUUCAACCCCCCCAUCACGGCCCAGUUCAUCCGCAUCUACCCCGUGAUGUGCCGCCGGGCCUGCACGCUGCGCUUUGAGCUCAUCGGCUGUGAGAUGAACGUGUAUUUCAACACGGCAGGUUGCUCGGAGCCUCUGGGCAUGAAAUCCCGCCUGAUCUCCGACCAGCAGAUCACAGCCUCCAGCGUCUACAAGACCUGGGGCAUCGAUGCCUUUACCUGGCACCCCCAUUACGCUCGCCUGGACAUGACGGGCAAAACCAAUGCCUGGACCGCGCUAAACAACGGCCAGUCCGAGUGGCUGCAGGUGGGUCUCUGGGCCCUCCCUCUGUAUCUCCUCCCCAGCUUCUCCAGCUGU